AUGGAAGAGGCCAACCAAUCCAAGGUGGCAGAAUUUGUCUUGCUGGGGCUUUCAGAUCAGCCGAAGCUGGAGAAAACCUUCUUUGUGCUCAUCCUGCUGAUGUACCUGGUGAUCCUGCUGGGAAAUGGGGUCCUUGUCCUGGUGACCAUCUCUGACUCCCACCUGCACACAUCCAUGUACUUCUUCCUGGGGAACCUCUCCUUCCUGGACAUCUGCUACACCACCUCUUCCAUCCCUCUAGUCCUGGAUGGCUUCCUCACUCCCAGGAAAACCAUCUCUUUCUCAGCCUGUGCUGUGCAGAUGUUUCUCUCCUUUGCCAUGGGAGCCACAGAGUGUGUGCUGCUGGGCAUGAUGGCAUUUGAUCGCUACGUGGCCAUCUGCAACCCCCUUAGAUACCCCGUGGUCAUGAGCAAGGCUGCCUACGUGCCCAUGGCUGCCAGCUCCUGGCUGGCUGGUGGAGUCAACUCUUUGGUGCAGAUCUCUCUUGCAGUACAAUUACCCUUCUGUGGGGACAAUGUCAUCAACCAUUUUACCUGUGAGAUUCUAGCUGUCCUGAAGUUGGCUUGUGCUGAUAUCUCCAUCAAUGUGAUCAGUAUGGGGGUGGCCAACGUGAUCUUCCUGGGGGUCCCAGUUCUGUUCAUUUUUGUCUCCUAUAUCUUUAUCCUCACCACCAUCCUGAGGAUCCCCUCAGCUGAGGGCCAGCGAAAGGCCUUCUCUAUCUGUUCUUCGCAUCUUACUGUGGUGGUCAUCUUCUAUGGGACUAUUCUUUUCAUGUAUGCAAAACCCAAAUCAAAGGACCCACGGGGGGAGGACAAGCAGGACGUUUCAGACAAGCUCAUCUCUCUCUUUUAUGGAGUGCUGACUCCCAUGCUCAACCCCAUCAUCUACAGCCUGAGAAACAAGGAUGUGAAGGUCGCUAUGAAAAACCUAGCGGGUCAGAAAUGCUUCACCCAGUGA
This is a messenger RNA of Myotis davidii, 957 nucleotides long. Its product is annotated as olfactory receptor 2S2. Gene Ontology annotation, molecular function: olfactory receptor activity; G protein-coupled receptor activity. The transcript has a single exon. The coding region runs from base 1 to 957 and encodes 318 amino acids. NCBI's taxonomy places the organism in Eukaryota, Metazoa, Chordata, Mammalia, Chiroptera, Vespertilionidae. Gene Ontology annotation, cellular component: membrane. Gene Ontology annotation, biological process: G protein-coupled receptor signaling pathway. The record is from RefSeq and is a predicted model, not a curated record.